Messenger RNA from Mugil cephalus (flathead mullet), 7368 nucleotides. Its product is annotated as kinesin-like protein KIF13B. NCBI's taxonomy places the organism in Eukaryota, Metazoa, Chordata, Actinopteri, Mugiliformes, Mugilidae. Gene Ontology annotation, cellular component: adherens junction. Gene Ontology annotation, molecular function: microtubule binding; microtubule motor activity; ATP binding. Gene Ontology annotation, biological process: regulation of protein localization; microtubule-based movement. Bases 274 to 6384 code for a protein of 2036 amino acids. The record is from RefSeq and is a predicted model, not a curated record. The transcript has 43 exons.
UGUGUGGAGACCAGUCACCGAGGAACUUGGAAGCUCACUCUCUAAAUCUCACGGCAAAUCCCUUUAGCUGCGAGUUGACAUGGCUUGACGGAUCUCCGAAGGGAAGUUUCAGGAAAUGCAACAGGUGGAGGAGCUGGAAGGAAUGAACUUUGGGCUGCCCCCUCGCUAGCGUCCCCGGCUAGCCGCUGUGUGUAACUUAACUACUUGAAGGUGGCUGUGAGGAAGUCGGACGGGGACACUACUGCGUACUCUUUCACACGGUCAGGUGGCACCAUGGACGACAACAGCCUCAGUGGCUCCAAUGUGAAGGUCGCUGUUCGUGUGCGGCCAAUGAACAGGAGAGAAAAAGACCUAAAAACAAAAUGUGUGGUGGAGAUGAAGGGAAACCAGACAGUUCUGCAUCCAGCCAUCACCAGUCUGAACACAGGAGAUCCCCGGAACCAGCCAAAGGUGUUUGCCUAUGACCACUGUUUCUGGUCUAUGGAUGAAUCUCAAAAAGACAAGUUUGCAGGUCAGGAUGUAGUGUUCCAGUGCCUUGGGGAGAGUCUGUUGGACAAUGCCUUCAUGGGCUACAACGCCUGCAUCUUUGCUUACGGACAGACAGGUUCUGGGAAGUCGUACACCAUGAUGGGCUCAGCGGAGCAGCCUGGUCUGAUCCCUCGGCUCUGCAGCUCCUUGUUCAGCAGGACUGUGAAUGAGGCCCGAGAGGGAGAGAGCUUCACCGUGGAGGUCUCUUACAUGGAGAUUUACAACGAGAAGGUCCGAGACCUGCUCGACCCCAAAGGAAAUCGACAGGCGCUGAGAGUGAGGGAGCACAAAGUGUUUGGGCCUUACGUGGACGGCCUCUCUCGCCUGGCUGUGGCCAGCUGUAAGGACAUAGAGUCUCUGAUGUCAGAGGGAAAUAAAUCUCGAACAGUGGCAGCCACAAACAUGAACGAAGAGAGCAGCAGAUCCCACGCUGUGUUCAACAUCAUCCUCACACACACACUCAAGGACCUGCAGUCAGAGACGAGUGGAGAGAAGGUGAGUAAGCUGAGUCUGGUGGAUCUUGCUGGAAGUGAGCGGGCAGCCAAAACCGGCGCAGCAGGAGAGAGGCUGAAAGAAGGCAGCAACAUAAACAAGUCUCUCAGCACUCUGGGCUUAGUUAUCUCAGCCUUGGCUGACCAAGGAGUCGGGAAGAACAAGAGCAAGUUUGUCCCAUACAGAGACUCUGUGCUCACAUGGCUGCUUAAGGACAGCCUUGGAGGGAACAGCCGCACCGCCAUGGUGGCCACCAUAAGCCCGUCAGCAGACAACUAUGAUGAGACGCUGUCCACCCUGCGUUACGCCGACAGGGCCAAGAGCAUCGUCAACCACGCCGUGGUGAACGAAGACCCCAACGCCAGGAUCAUCCGCGAGCUCCGGGAGGAAGUGGAGAAACUGAGGGAGCAGCUCAACAAGGCUGAGUCUAUGAAGGCUCCCGAGCUGAAGGACCGAUUAGAGGAGUCUGAGAAACUGAUCCAAGAAAUGACAGUCUCCUGGGAGGAGAAACUCAGGAAGACUGAGGCUAUAGCACAGGAGCGUCAGAAGCAGCUGGAGAGUCUGGGUAUUUCUCUGCAGUCCUCUGGCAUCAGGGUGGUGGAUGACAAGUGCUUUCUGGUCAACCUCAAUGCUGAUCCGGCCCUCAACGAGCUGCUGGUUUACUACCUGAAGGAGCACACACGUGUGGGCUCAGCCAACUCACAGGACAUCCAGCUGUGUGGGAUGGCCAUCCAGGCCGAGCACUGCGUCAUCGACGUCAAGGAGAACAACGGCGUGGUGCUGACGCCUCACCGCAACGCACGAACAUGUGUAAAUGGUGCCGUAGUCACGAGUCCAGUGCAGCUUCAUCAUGGAGACAGAAUCCUGUGGGGAAACAAUCACUUCUUCAGGAUCAACCUCCCCAGGCAUAUGGUCCACGCAGGCGGCGAGGACGAGGAGGGUGGAGCCGCAAUGAAGACGUGCCUGAGCACCGACCGUCUGGAGGUGGAUCUAGAUGCGUCCAGCGACGUGUCGAGCGAGUUCAGCUUCAGCUAUGAGUCUGCCCAGGCCGAGGUCAUGAUGAAAGGCAUGGGCAACAACGACCCCUUGCAGUCGGUGCUGCAGACCCUGGAGAGGCAGCACGAGGAGGAGAAGCGCUGUGCCCUAGAACGUCAGCGGCUGAUGUACGAGCAGGAGCUGCAGCAGCUGCGCCGGCGGCUCACCCCCGAGAAACCCUCCCACCUUCUGGACUCAUCAGGCCUCCCCUCCGCUGCUGUUGCUCCAACGUCACCUACCUCCAACAAACGCGUGCGCCGCUGGAGCGAGGACAGGGAGGCGAUGAUGACUCGCAGCCUGCGGCGCCUUAGGGAGCAGAUAGUUCGGGCCAAACUGUUGGCCCAGGAGGCCAGCUUCAUUGCUGAGGAACUCAACAAGAGGACAGAGUAUCAGGUCACUCUGCAGAUACCUGCCUCAAACCUGGAUGCCAACAAGAAGCGGGAUGCGGUGCUGAGCGAGCCGGCCAUCCAGGUCCGUCGUAAAGGAAAAGGGAAGCAGAUCUGGUCUCUGGAGAAGAUGGAGAACAGGCUCGUGGACAUGAGGGAGCUCUACCAAGAGUGGAAGGACUUUGAUGAAGACAACUCUGUGAUGCGGUCCUAUUUCAAACGUGCUGACCCGUUUUUUGACGAGCAGGAGAAUCACAGUCUGAUCGGUGUGGCCAACGUUUUCCUGGCCUGCAUGUUCUACGACGUUAAACUGCAAUAUGCUGUACCCAUCAUCAACCAGAAGGGAGAGGUUGCAGGUCGGCUGCACAUGGAGCUGUGGCGGGGCACAGAGAGCACUGAGCAGGAAGGUGCCGGACAGCUUGAAACUGAGCUGAUCAGCACGGAUGGAGAUGCACAGGAGCGGAAGCUGGACUGUGUGGUGAAAAUCCUCCAGGCCACUGGUCUUCCUCGCCAUCUGUCCAACUUCGUCUUCUGUCAGUAUCACUUCUGGGGUCUGAAGGAGCAGGUAUUCACCCCUCCAGAGAUGACGUCGUCCAGCUCAUCUUCUGCUUCCACAGACCCUCAGUGCACUGUGGUCUUCGACAGUGCCAAGGAGCUGUCUGUGCCAGUGUCGGAGGACUUUGUGGAAUUUCUGGCUGAGGGUGCCGUGGCUAUUGAAGUGUACGGCCACAAACAAGCCAACCAUCGCAGGAACCUGGCACUCUGGGACCUGGGAGUGAUUCAAGCCAAGACCAGAUCACUCAGAGAGAGGUGGAGCGAGGUGACCCGUCGACUGGAGCUGUGGGUGCAGUUGAUGGAGCUGAAUGAGGCGGGAGAGUUCAUAGCUGUAGAAGUUCUUCCUGCCAAAGACGUCCGCACGGGAGGGAUCUUCCAGCUCAGACAGGGUCAGUCUCAUCGAGUCCAGGUGGAGGUGCGUCCGGUCCAAGACUCGGGCACCAUGCCUCUGAUCACAGCCUCCAUCCUUUCUGUGUCUGUCGGAGACGUAAAAGUCCGACAGAUGCGCCCCUCCAAAAAUGAACCACAAUGGGGCGGGGAUGAAGAAAUGGACAGUUACCAAGAGGUGGACCUGGAGAGGAUGAGGGAGCAGUGGUUGGUCAUAUUAACUCAGAGACAGGAGUAUCUGGACCAGCAGCUGCAGAAGAUCGUCUCCAAACCAGAUAAGUCAGAAGAUGAUGUUGAAAGGGAAUCCCAGCUGCUGGAGUGUCGUCUUACCCUCACCGAAGAACGCAACGCUGUUCUGGUGCCAUCGACUGGAAGUGGCAUCCCAGGAGCACCGGUGGAGAGGGUUCCUGUCCCUGGCAUGGAAACACACAUUCCUGUCCUGUUCCUGGAUCUCAGUGCUGACGAUUUCCAAUCCAGUCUUUCAGCCCCGCUAGCUGGAGGGCUGGACGCACUGCUGAGCGGAGAAGACGACGACGACUUCGUUGAGAUUCAGAUUGUCAAAAACUACAGCCCAGAGGUGAAGGUGGAGGCAUCCUGGGACUCGACUGUCCACGAGUGCCCCCAGCUGAGCCGCGUGGGGUCCGCUGACCAGAGGGUUUACCUCACGGUCCGGACAGUGGUGCAGCUGAGCCACCCAGCACACAUGCAGCUGGUCCUUAGGAAACGCAUUUGUGUCAACGUCACCGGGAGGCAGGGAUUUGCCCAGAGCCUGCUGAAGAGAAUGUCUCAUCGCAGCACCAUCCCUGGCUGUGGAGUCACCUUUGAAAUUGUUUCUAACAUCCCUGGGGACAUCCACGGCCCGGAGGACCGGGAGAUGCUGGCCAGACUGGCCGCUAGCGCUGAGGACGACCCGUCAGCCGACAGUGAGGCAGCCAUAGAGAAAUACCUGCGCAGCAUCCUGGCUGUGGAGAACAUCCUCACUCUGGACAGACUCAGACAGGAGGUGACUGUGAGGGAACAGCUGGCAGUGAGAGGGAAAGCUGCCCGACGCUGCCUCAGCUCUCCCAGCGUCAGCCGGCUGUCAGCCAGCAGUCUGGAUCUCUACUCCUCCACUCAUAAGCUCAAUGACUUCAAGGGCUGGGAGAGCCAUCAGGACCUUUCUGUGGCCCCCCCUCCAUCCAGACGCACACUGCCCAGCUCUGUGUCCCAGAACUUGAACCCAGAGACAGUGCAUUCAGGCUUUGCUGCGUCUUAUCUCCCUCCAGUGAAGGCCGUACCCAAGCUUCUGAAGUCACUGCUUCCUGGUGGGAAGGAAGAUAGUAGAAACCAGACAGCUGUCCAUCAUCAGGUUGUGUGUCCUGAGCCAAACAGGGGUAGGAUAGAUGUGUUUGACCUGCUUUCUGAUGUUAGACCUGUUGACCACAGUUUGCCGCGUAUCGUGGUGCAGUCAGCCAGUAUUGAAGAGGACAUGAGCAGACACCAGCAGACGGUUCCCAUAGAGGAUAUCCUUCCUGCAGACACCCUAACAGAGGUCCCCAGGUCUGUGCCACUCCCACCUCCAAUCAUCCCAGAGACCGAAGACUCCACCCACAGCCCAGUGAGCGAGGUGUCCAGCGGGUACAUGUCGACCAGCAUAUCUACAGCAACGCUGUCAGAGGUCUACACGCUGAGCUGGGACCUGCCCCCGCCAGGCAACAGCAGAGCAGACAGCUUCGACGGGGCAUCAGAUGAAGAGGACACUAAAGCUACACAGAAGCUCUUACCUCUCUCUGUCACUGCAGAGUCAGACACUGGUCUUGAAUCACUUGCUGCCAACCAGUUGGAGCCUCAGGAAUCAUCGACCAGUUCAAAUGAGAAGGCAGCUGCUGAGAGGACCGACCAGCCACCGUCCAGACCAAACGAUACUAGACAAGUAGAACCAAACGCAUCUCCGCCAGCCCAACUCAACCUAAAACACGAUUUGACAACUAACCAUAUGGAGUCAGAACAAUUAGCCAAUUCAGAGACAGAUAAUGACUUGGUUGUAGAAAAAGAAAAUGAUACCAACCCAACAGAAGUACUACAAACACAGCCCCUUGAACCAAAGUGUGUUUUGAUGGGAGAUCUUGAGGUGGCUGGCACAAACAACACAGAAUGUAAUCUGGCUCUCCACAAGGAAACACAGCCACCAGAAUCAACUGUCCCACAGCUUCAGCAGCCUAAACAAGACCAGACGCCUUCUGAAAGUACCGAAGCUCCAGCUCUAAACCCGGUCCCACCUUUGUCUGAAGCCUCAGAUUCAAACAGCAGUUCCAUCCUACCUUCAGCCUCAGGUGAGGUCCAACAGGUUGCGUCUUCCGAUGCAUCUACCAAAGCUGCAACAGGUCCCACUCCUCCUCUCAACGUUGAGCUCCCCAAACCCGUCUCCUCAGCAGCCAACCCUUUCAAGAUCCAGAAGGUGAAGUCUUCAGACCUCAAGUCCUUUCAGCGUAUUCUGGGCGAAGAGGAGGCUCAGCCCCCUCAGGUGGGCCGGACCAGCAGCCUCGGGACAGGACUCAACCUUCCAGUGCCGACGGAAGGCCUGGAAAUUAUCUCUGACUCAGAGGAAGGAGAUGGAGCUGCUUCUACCGUUCUCCCUGACUGGUUGAAAGAAGGGGAGUACGUGUCUGUAGGGGCAAAUAAGAGCGGUACAGUCCGGUAUGUGGGACCCACAGAUUUUGCUAAGGGUACCUGGGUUGGAGUGGAACUGGAUGUACCAGCAGGAAAGAACGAUGGCUCAGUGGGCGGAAAACACUACUUCCACUGUAACCCUGGUUACGGCGUGCUGGUGAGACCCGACAGAGUCGCCCGUCUCGGUGCCAAACGGCGUCGCCAACAGCAGCAGCAGCAGAAGCGGCGCAGCGCCAACCUGUCUGGAUCCAGCCCAAACCUGGCAGCCCUCACCGCUCUGGCCAAAGGGGAGAGCGGCGGAGCACCGACCGGCCGCAACAGAGGAGAGAACCGCAAGUCAUGGAACACUUGAAAAGCACAUUGUCGACUAAAACGGCGAAUUCUGGGACACACCAAGCAGCUGGUUGGUGUAAUAAUAGGGUAAGAUUCCAGAUCAUCUGGGCAGAUUCACACAGAGCUUCACUGUAGAUGUUCAUUAGAUGUUCAUCAUUUACUCUCUGUUAACAGACUCCAUUCCUGCCUAAUGUGCUGGGUAAUUAAAAACUACAGAGAAGUAUUUCAUCAGAAAAAUGUGAAUGGUUUUAGGUACAUUCAUGUUAAUAACCAUUUCUCAAUAAUUCAUUUUAAAUAUAUGUAUUCUAAUGACUUUAGAAGCUCGGCCUCUAAAUCAGCAUUUUUAUCUUUUAUCGUGUUACGCAACCUGCUAGACAAACGGACAUUUCCAUAAAGAGGCUAAUGUUAAAAGUAACUGAAUUUCACUGGAUGACACCAUUAACCUCCAAAGCUGGACGUGUGGUCUCUGUAACUCUUUUAUUCGUAACGUUUGACUGGAUGCCGUCAUUUUAUUGCGGUGCCUUAAAGUACUACGUGUAUGACUACUGCUCAUGAAUAUGCCUUAAGAUACAGCCCACAGUAUACUGUUGAAGGGUCUUAUUCCGGCUCUUGAAUGUGCAUUUCUACUGUCUGACUAACUUGCACUCUUUUUUUUGAACAGUUCUACUGAAAUUAUGCACCAUUUUAAGAUCAGCUUUUUCUCUUUCUGCCAAGCGUGUGAGCACUGAUUGGACGUUUUAACUAGGGACUAAUGAAAAUGUUGUCUGUGUAGGAACCUGUUGAUUGGUGAGGAUGCUUGAGGGAUACUGUUUGUUGGAAUGCAUGUGGUUUGAUUUUCUUUUUUUGUGUUGGUCAGUAAUGUAUUUUAUACAUACGCAUUGAAGUUGAUCACUUUGACUGCUUGAAUGCUUAUUUAUUUAAAGGUUAAAAUAGGAUUUUGUUAAAGAAAAGCAAGAAUCACCUUUUUAUAUCGAUGUUGAAUAAAUUCCAUUCUGCUCUUGUC